CUCCAAAGCAAAACACUGAAUGGAGGAAACGACAACACUAAAUCGGGCUUCUUCUGCAACAGACUCUCUGGAAAAGCGUCUUUCUGAAUUAGCGGAAGCAAUUAAAGAGUGCGAAGACGAUGCCACGAAGAAAGAGUCCCUCAUUAAGCAGAAUCUCGCCACAGUGCAGUCGCAAAGUAAUCAGAGCAUCAAACAUCUCUUCGAGCAAUUCAAUGGGCUCGUGCUCGAUGAAAAGGUUAUUUCGGCGCGCGUCUUGUGCGAAUUGCUGCUGGACAACGAACAAUUGAUGCCCGACAACAAAUGUUUGUGGAUCGAGACAUUUCGCCUCAUCAAGAAGUUGUUGCAGCACGUCGACUACAAGGGCGUGCGAGAAAUCAUGAAAAAUUGCCGUGAAAAGGCGGCAAAGUGUUUCUCGAAGGAUUUGCGGUCGGAUGAACUUCCGCAGCUGAAUGCGCUUGUCGAUGUGCUGAAAGACAUUUUUGAUCGGAAUGCUUGUUUGUUGCCCGCGUAUUUCAUCAUUACGGAAAUCCAAAAGGGAGAAACGUUCGAAAUGCAUUGGCAAGUAAAUCAUUUGAUCUCGGGCUAUAUUGAGGAGUUUACGAAUGUCGCACAGAUGCUUUCCGUGAUUUUACUGCCGAAACUCUUGCCGGUCAUUGAACACGGCGAUCAUUUAGUGAACUGCUGGCGGUUGGAUCCCAUUUCUCUGAAGUUUUGCUUGAAAGGAGCAUUGCCCUAUUGUCAUCAACUCACACAGCCACAAACGAAACUCUUGCGUUUUGUCUUGGAACAACCUUAUAGUCGAGAUUUUGUUUGUGGCAUGUUAAAUCUCAUAAAAAAUCAGAGAGGCGCCAACAUGCAACUCGAAAAAAACCUCAUUUGGUUGAUAAUUUCGGCAAUGGAGCGUUCCGAGACAAGUCAACACGAAGAAACAAUCCCCUCAUAUUGGCUACAUUUGUCAUCGCAGCUCAUUUACUUCGUUUUAUUCCAAUUUGCGACGUUCCAAAACAUCAUAAACGCCCUAAUCGCCGAACUUUCCGUCAAAAAGUUGUCCAAAGGUCGCAAUCAGCUCAUGUGGAUGUUACUUCAGUACAUUUCGGGCAGCAUUCAACGAAAUCCGAUUCAAAAUUUCCUCCCAAUUUUGGAUUUAAUUUAUUUGUUGUAUCCCGAAAAGGAGCCUUUGCCCAUUCCUGACGUCACAAAUCCAUCUUGCGCGCAAAAAUUGGCUGCUAUGUGCAUCUGGAUGCAUAUAAGUCGAAAAGCGAAAUUAGAUCAUCAUGAGAUGACGUUGUCCUUACCGCCAGUAUUGAAGUUGCAACAUGAUUAUUUGCAAAAGUUGAUAAGUAAUACGGUGACAAUCACGACGAACAAUUACACAAUUCCGCUUUUGUGUAACGCCUAUUCGACAAAUCAGGAUUAUUUUUCGCGUCCCAUGGCAGGAUUGGUUGACACAAUUAGUCCGAAGGGCAGUAACGCGAAUAAUAAUAAUUGUUUAUCGAUGCAACUUCUCGACAGCUUGACCGUGCAUGCAAAGAUGUCGUUGAUCCAUAGCAUCGUGUCGCAAUUAAUUCAGCUUUCGAAGACGGCACUUCCGCAUAACAUUAGUCCCGGAAUGAUUGAAACUUAUUCGCGGUUGCUUGUUUACUCGGAAAUUGAGUCGUUGGGUAUCAAGGGAUUUUUGUCGCAACUCUUGCCGCAAGUUUUUAAGUCGCAUGCUUGGGGAAUUCUUCACACGCUGCUCGAGAUGUUUUCGUAUCGCAUCAAUUUUCAUAUCGCGGCGCACUAUAAAGUGCAGUUGUUGGCACAUUUGAAUGCUUUGGUGAACAUUCAGGUGACGACGCAGCUGCAAAUUUGCAUAGAAUCGACGUCGUUGAGACUCAUUACGGGACUGACGUCGUACGAAAUGAUCUCGCAAAUGUCGAGGUUUUACAUUGCGGAGCAUAAGCCAUCGGGAACGAUCGUUUCGACGGACAAUGAGGAAUUAAAUCGAGCGAUUAUCUUAACGUUGGCACGAGCGAUCAACAAUGCAAAUGCAGGACAUGACAAAACAUCCUUAAAUUGGUGCAAAGACAUGUUAAAUCACGUUUUACAGGCAACGCCUCAUUCUUGGAGUCCUUAUACGUACCAAUGUUUCCCAAAUCCCUUAAAAGAGGUUUUAACUCAGUACACGGGCCCUCGAGAAUCGACUCAAAACAUGAAAAAACUCGUUGACGAGGAAUAUCGCAAUUGGAUUUCGCUCACAAACGAAUCAGAAGCCGUUGCACAAGGCUCAAGUUCGCCCCUUUUCCUCUGUUUGGUGUUCCGAAUGUUGUUGGAAGCCGACAACGUGAACGCUUACGUCAUUAAAACCGUCGAGCGUAUCAGUAUUCGCAGCUCCCCGAUGUAUUUGCGGAAUUUGUGUGACUACAUCAUCUUGGAAAUCACGAAUUUCUCGGGAAAUGGAAAUGCCGCAAAAUGCAUCGAUUGCAUCAACAAGAUGAUUUGGACGUAUUCGAUGUUCGCAAUCGAUUCGUUCAUCAUGAAAAUGGUUUUUCGCCCGAGUGACAACAACGAGGCGCAAGUUUGUUUCUACGUCAUUCAAUCGUUGUUGCUGAAACAGCAGUUCAGAAAUCGUUUGGUCGACUUUUGUCAGGACAAUUCGCCGGAAUAUUGGAAAAUUAACAAUUUGGAGAGGAAUUUGCAAUUUCACCAAAAACAUCCGGAAAAGUUUAUUCAUGACGAGAUUUUGAUGCCUGUGUGUUUUGGAAACGUUUGUUUGAGAAUUUUGCCGGUGUUGGAUAUCGUCAUUCAUCGAUUGAUAGAAUUUUCGACAAAUCAGACGAUAAAGGCGUUGGAGAAUAUUUUGGAUAAUGUCGGAGCUUUGUACAAGUAUCACGAAAGGCCCAUCACGUAUUUGUACAACACACUGUACUAUUACGAGAGGAAAUUGAGAGAUUGUCCGUCGAUCAAAAAGAAGUUGGUAACGUCAAUUGCAAUGGAUAUUUAUAGUAACAACUUCCCAAAUAGCAAGAAAUUCUUGAGGGCAUCAGAAGCGGAAGAGACAGUUUUGUUACAAGAUCCAACUUAUUACACGGAAGUCGUUAAAAAAGUUUUAGAUGCUAUCGAAGACAAAAACAUGCAAACAACAAUCGAUUGGCGUUUCCACGAAUGUCCAAACUAUCCAACUUUUUCACUUUAUCUCACUUGCAUUGAGAUUUUAUGUUUGCCUCAGUCUCCAUCGACGACAACUUGUUAUAUUAUUGACAUAAUUUUGAAACGUUAUGGCAACAUUGCUCCCGGCAAAAUCCAUUCUUGGAUCAAUGCGAUCGGCUUAAUAAUCGCUCGUCUCCCUGAACCUUACUUCACGACAAUUUUCGAUCGUUUGCGUGACUUAUUGAACUCACCAAAACUUGCUGAUUGGAAAUACAAACAAUCGCCCUUCACACUUUUCAACUUUAACACCGCUUAUUCUUCGAUGUUGGAUAAGACUUUUGCGAAUUAUUUGGCUAUUACGCACGCAUUGUUGCAACAUUUUGAUAACGGGCAGAUGGGAAUGAUGAUUGAAUAUAUCAAUCGCGUACUGAAGCCCUGUAUCAAAACGGAGGAACAAAUGAUCUUUUUGUGUCACUUUAUUUGUCCGUUCUUGAAUCGUCUUGAAGCAGAAGUGAAUCGGGGUGCAAUGGAUGUCACAAUUAUGCUCUAUGAGAUCCUCGAACAAGUCGACAGUAACAAGAAAUCGAGCGAAUUGAAGUAUUUGGAUCCAAUUUGUGACUUGUUGUAUCACUUGAAGUACAUGUACAUUGGGGAUUUGUUGAAAAACGAGAUUGAAGUUAUCAUUAAACGACUUUCGGCACCUCUUCGCAUGAGAUUACGGUUUAUUACGAGACUAAAUGUGGCGAAUGUUAACACAGCAGACGAAGAUAUGAACAAAUAAAUGUUUUUUUAA
Molecule: messenger RNA, 3922 nt
Organism: Culicoides brevitarsis
Lineage: Eukaryota; Metazoa; Arthropoda; Insecta; Diptera; Ceratopogonidae
Gene: MED23
Product: mediator of RNA polymerase II transcription subunit 23
Exons: 8
Coding region: 20-3910 (1296 amino acids)
Biological process (GO): regulation of transcription by RNA polymerase II; positive regulation of gene expression
Cellular component (GO): transcription regulator complex; mediator complex
Source: RefSeq, a predicted model, not a curated record